Colletotrichum orchidophilum is the source of this 3066-nucleotide messenger RNA. RefSeq names its product ATP dependent DNA ligase domain-containing protein. The transcript is spliced from 5 exons. Gene Ontology annotation, cellular component: DNA ligase IV complex. The record is from RefSeq and is a predicted model, not a curated record. NCBI's taxonomy places the organism in Eukaryota, Fungi, Ascomycota, Sordariomycetes, Glomerellales, Glomerellaceae. Bases 1 to 3066 code for a protein of 1021 amino acids. Gene Ontology annotation, biological process: double-strand break repair via nonhomologous end joining; nucleotide-excision repair, DNA gap filling; DNA recombination. Gene Ontology annotation, molecular function: ATP binding; DNA ligase (ATP) activity; DNA binding.
AUGCCCAUUUCCUUUGUUCUCGUCUGCGAUCUGCUGGAGCAGGUCCAUAAACAGUGUAAAACGGACGACAAGAACCUCAAACAACGCGUGACCAGCUGGUUCACUCUGCAUCGCCAACUCAUUGACGAUCCCGAGACCGAUGCCUCUGCUCUGCUUUCUACUCUCCUCCCGGACAAACGCACCGAUCGUGUAUACGCUAUUCAGGCCGACACACUAUCUAACAUCGUUGGCCGCACCUUUGGUCUCGGGAAGUCACGCGUCCAGCAACUUCGUCGAUACAAAGAGGCUGGUCGGGGCGAGGAUUUAGCUGACUGUGUUGCGAGAGUCUUCAAGGAAACGCCUCCUCCCAUCUGCGCCGAAAGGGAGGCCGUAAGUGUUGAGGAAAUCGAUUCGGCCCUGAACAGCCUCGCCGCCUCAUGUAGGUUCAGCUCGCCCGUUGUUCGAGCCUCACAAUCCCAUCCAAGCAGCAGUUCUCGGGAAGAACUCCUGGGUCCUUUGUACCUUCGCCUACAAGCGCGAGAAGCCAAAUGGCUUACCCGAAUCAUCCUCAAGAACUUCCAGCCAGUCAUGCUGGACCCCGGCCAUGUCUACUACUGCUACGACCCAUUACUGCCCACGAUACUCAAGGUUCAAGAUAAUUUUGCGGCGGCCUUGUCUCUUCUUAAAGACCUGAAUAAAGAUCCCUCAUUCCGCUGUGGCUCAGAGAACCAGAAGCACAGACAUCUGAUACAGCACUUAACGCCGGUCUUGGGUACCAAGGUUGGUAGGCCGUUCUGGCUGAAAGGGCGAAGCAUCAAGCAUUGCAUGAAGCUCGGCCACAGCCGCAUGAGCUGCGAGAAGAAAAUGGACGGAGAGUAUUGCCAGGUUCAUAUAGACAUGAGCAAGGGGUUCAAGUGCAUCCAAAUCUUCUCCAAGAGCGGCAAGGACAGCACCAAAGAUCGCGCUGCAUUACAUGGAGCUAUUCGCGACUCUCUCAAAAUUGGAAAACCGAAUUGCAAGCUUUCCAAAGGGUGUAUUCUUGAGGGUGAGCUGGUGGUCUACAAUGACAUGGACAAAAAGAUUAUGCCUUUUCACAAGAUACGCAAAUAUGUCUCAAGAUCAGGCAGCUAUCUGCAUACGGAAGCAGAUUCACAGCGCCACGACUACGAACACUUGAUGAUUGUCUAUUUUGAUGUUCUGCUUGUCGAUGAGGAGUCUCUCUUGGGCACCGGGCAGAAUGAGCGCUUCAAGCGACUUACUCACUUGAUUACCCGCCGGGAGGGUCAUGCCGAGCUGGUGGAACGCCAGGUCAUCAACCUCGAUGACAGACUGGGAGUGCAUCAUCUAAGACAGGCCUUUGCCAAGUCCAUUGCUGCCCGGGAGGAAGGCCUGGUGCUGAAGCCAGACGACCCCUAUUUCGACUUCAGCGAGAACCGCCGCUCCUUUGCUGGAUGCCCAAUCAAGCUCAAGAAAGAGUAUAUUGGAGGUUUUGGUGAUGUGGGCGACUUUUCUGUGGUCGCGGCGCGGUACGACGCAGACAAAGCAAAGUGCUAUGGCAUCCCAAACCUCAAUUGGACACACUUCUUUCUCGGCUGCCUCGAGAACAAGGAGGAUGUACAGAGAUUUCAAGCUCAGCCUGAGUUCACAGUGGUUCACCAGGUAGAGCUCAAUGAGACCCUUCUCAAGACCGUCUCAUCCUACGGAAACCCGAUGCCAGUGUCUUUUGAGGAGAAUGACGCCUUGAUUCUCCAUCUUGCACCAGGCAUCGCUCAACAAAAGAUACCAACUGUCGUUUUCACAGAGCCUCUGGUCUUUGACAUCCGCUGUUUCUCGUUUGACAAGGAGGGAAAUACUGGCUUUUGGCAACCGAGAUUCCCCCAGGUAUCCAAGGUGCACUUUGACCGAUCCUUUGUGGACACAAUCUCUUUCUCGGAACUACAGGCUGUGGCGGAAGAAGCAACCACAACUCCUGCUAUGGAAGACAGUCAAGAAAUGCUGGAUUGGAUUGCUAGAUUGGAAGGAGCGGACCCUCGUGGUAUUCCUGUUGAUGCCGUCAGCCAGUCCACGACAGGCUCUCUCAUGACGCCAUCCCGCACUUCUUCCGUCCGACCUUCAACUUCGCCAGCACCGAAUUUCUCUAUGAGCCCUGUCAAACCUCUCAAUCGGUUACCGGCAUUGCUUGAAGCCCCAGAAACAGCUCUCGUCACUCCUCGGACCUCAUCGGCCAGAGCAGAAGGGAUGAACCGCAUCGCUGAAGACACCACCGCCGGCGAAGCACCAGAAUCACCCAGCGCCAGGAAACGAGGUCCAGAAGGGGAAGACGCGACUCAGCACAAGCGACCAAGAGUUUGUUCCGAAGCUGGCUCCGCCGGUCAGGGGCUAUCACCGCCAAACCGUCAACCGCUUGGGGUUAUCAGUGCCAAUCGGACACCUCCCUCUCCUCAGACGUCUCAAUCACAAUUGGGGGCAGCAAAGCACAUCAUGAUGGACAGAACAGCAUCAAGGCCAGUUGACACUGCCUUGAACGAGCUGGGCCAACAAACGGCUGGAUCAGCAGCAGAGGCGCCUGAACCGCGUCGUCAUAGCGUAUUGGACUCCUCGUCUACACAGCCAAAGCCCCAGUGUGAACACGCAGGUGACAGUUGUCUAUUUGCAGACACCAUGGUCCUACUCGCCCCCUGCAUCGCACACCAGCCCUGGAUAACCGAGAACCUCCUCCCUCUUCACGGCGUACACAACUGGACCGCGGAUCCGCAAAACUGGACGGCCAGCACCUCCGAUACAGCCACAUCAUCAGCCCAUUCCUCAACCCCUACAUCUAUCUCGGCCACUAACUGUUCAAGGCGAAAGCGGCCCCCUCGAAAGGUCUGCUUCGUCGAACACAACCGCAAAGAAGCAACGAAGACCCUCAUGAGACAUUUGCAGAGCAACCCGAUGUACGCGCCAAGCGGCAGCCGCGAGUAUGUGGAGGUGUACGAUUGGCGCCUUUUGGAAGACGUCACAGCAUUGGAAAAGGUGCUCAAGGGAUCAAAGCCGUCGAAGGGGCAACCGGAUCCCAAGAGGAAGUGGUGGGUUGGAUUGGCUUAG